Messenger RNA from Apis cerana (Asiatic honeybee), 1058 nucleotides. RefSeq names its product cuticular protein 22 (gene CPR22). Gene Ontology annotation, molecular function: structural constituent of chitin-based larval cuticle. The record is from RefSeq and is a predicted model, not a curated record. Gene Ontology annotation, cellular component: chitin-based extracellular matrix. Lineage: Eukaryota; Metazoa; Arthropoda; Insecta; Hymenoptera; Apidae.
AUUCGAAGCAGUGUUUGUUUUACUGCUCAACUAUAAUGACCAACAUCGCGUUAAGGAUUUGUGCAAACUUCGAAUUCGCUUAAAUUGAAUGCAUUGCCAUCAGUUUCAAUGUUUCGAGCGGGAAAUUUCGAAUCGUUUCGUUAUAUUGUAUAUAUUAUAUACAUUUAACUAGAAUUAUGAAGAUAAUUAAAUAUAUUGAAUCGAAAUCAGUAUUAAUUUUAUCAAUGAUAGCCGUGAUCGCGCUUGCAGGCUGCGUGGCAGCCGCCCCCGCGGAGGACGUGAUACCAAUCGUGGCCCAAAGCCAGGAAGGCCCGAACCCGGACGGCUCAUACAAGUGGAGUUACGAAUCUGGAAACGGGAUCAAGGCGCAAGAGGAGGGCCACUUGGAAAACGCUGGCCAAGAGAACGAGGCGAUGAACGCGCAGGGAAGCUUCAGUUAUCCCAGUGACGACGGCCAACAAAUCUCGUUGACGUAUAUAGCGAAUGAGGAAGGUUUCCAACCGCAGGGCGCUCACUUACCGACUACGCCGGAAAUACCGCCCCUCAUUCAAAAGGCGCUCGAUUGGAUAGCUGCACAUCCGAGCAAGGAGGACCAGAAUCAGGUAUAAAGGAUAGUACGUGCGUCAUCAGUGAUCUCAACGAGUCUGCAAUUCGAUCCAAUCCCUUUUGUACUAUUAUGGAUUAAAUUUUUUUUUUUUUUUUUUUUUUUUUUUAAACGAUGAGUCAUCCUUCAUCGUCGUCGUCGCCUCUUGCCGCCCGUCCUUCAAGCUCUAAUGAAACGCGUAUAUCACUCUCUAAUGGUUCAAUAUGUUUGUAAAUAAUUUAUUGUAUACUUUUUAUGGACUCAUAUAUUGUAUACAUAUAUGCAUUGUAUAUUGAUAUAUCUUAUGUCAUUAUUAUAUAUAUAUAUAUAAUAAUAAUAAAAUAUAUAUAUAUAUGUAUUAUGUAUAUUGCGUGUAUUGUAACGCGUCCAAACGCGACCACGUAGAAUCACGGGUAACGAGCAUAUAGAUAAUCGUUCCCGGACAUUACAGAAUAAAUGUUGCAAUUCAACAGAA